This is a messenger RNA of Lachancea mirantina, 1188 nucleotides long. The record is from the annotation of a GenBank genome assembly. Lineage: Eukaryota; Fungi; Ascomycota; Saccharomycetes; Saccharomycetales; Saccharomycetaceae.
AUGGCGUCGUACAUGUAUUACAACCAGCCGUACCACGGCCACACGCAGUCCAUGGGCAAUUUUGCUCCUUUCUCUGUUGGCUAUGGGUACUAUGGCGUUCCACAGCAGGUUGCAGCACCUGCUGCUGCGGCUGUGGGUCCGACAGGACAACAACCUUAUUUGGGACAUCACCGUUCUGCCAGCUACAAUGUGGUGCUCCCACCUCCAGGGAUGAGCUACAUGAAUGCUGGUGGAUACGCGCAGCCUGCGCACAUGGCUCCACCUGUGCUAAUGCCUAGUCAGGCCCCACCGGCGGAAGCUAAAGUUAACGGCGGAGUUCGCGAAGUUCUAGACUACGAUUUGGCCUUGAUGUCCGAAUACGUGGUCAAAAACGCGUUUUUGAUCUUUGACAGUGACGAAGCCUUCAACCAGGAGUCUGGAAGCGUAUCUGACGUUUUCACAAAGGGCGUUAACUCUGUGUUGAACGCUACAAGAUUGCCAUCUGUAACGGUGUUUUUGGCCCUGGAUUUACUUCGCAAAUAUUUGGUGAAAUUGCCAAACGGUACUGAAAGCGCCGGUGGUGAUGCCGUGAACGUGAUUUAUCAAACUUUGAUGAUCGCGUUCGUGCUUGCAAACAAAUUCAACGACGACAAAACUUUCACCAACAAAUCCUGGUCUCAAGCUACAGGAAUGGAAAUUGCCACUAUCAACGAAUUCGAAAGAGAAUGGCUUGCUGUCUUUGAAUGGAGACUGUUUGACGACAAAUUCGUCUUAUAUUCGGAAUAUUCCCAAUCAUUCGAACAUUUCUGUCGUGGCAGAAUGUCGCCACUACAGGCAUACACUCUUCCUUCUCCUACUAGGGGACAAGGAUUCUCCGCCACUCCAUCGUCUCACUCCCAGAGUUUUUACGGAUUCCAAACUCCGCUACAAUCUUCUUCUAUGGUCUACUCUUCGCCUUGUUACACUGACGAGAGAAGCAACACUAGCAAUUUUUUCCCACCAGCUAGUUUUGCCUCACCGUUGUCGAACGGAAGUCCAAUGACCAAGCAUGGCAUUAACGGCUACGGCUACAAUUAUUACAGCAAUGCAUUUCCAGGCAUGGCUCCAGCACCGGCACCGAUUGCUUCGGGAACUUUUUGGAAUACGCCCGCAGAUGACUUCAAGAGAAACGUCGUUUCAAGCAAUGUUCACUGCUGUCUUUCCAAUUAG